Molecule: messenger RNA, 3474 nt
Organism: Xyrauchen texanus (razorback sucker)
Lineage: Eukaryota; Metazoa; Chordata; Actinopteri; Cypriniformes; Catostomidae
Gene: kcnk2a
Product: potassium channel, subfamily K, member 2a
Exons: 7
Coding region: 227-1468 (413 amino acids)
Biological process (GO): potassium ion transmembrane transport; stabilization of membrane potential
Cellular component (GO): membrane
Molecular function (GO): outward rectifier potassium channel activity; potassium ion leak channel activity
Source: RefSeq, a predicted model, not a curated record
CCAGCGCUGGAUUCCAAGAGACCGCUCGGAUGGAGAUUUAAAACUCGACAGCGCCAUGACUGUCCAGAAGAGCAGAUGGAGGGACGCGAGCGCGUUUGGUGUCAUGAUUAACACCCUGUUAGUGCCGGUGUGCUAAUGAGAAAAACAAGACAACAACUCAAGUGGAGCAACACUAAAAACAGCUGAUGAGGAGCUGCAAGAAGAAGAAGACACAAUUUGACAAAGUAUGGCUGCACCUGAUCUUUUAGACCCCAAAUCAGCCACACACAACACCAAACCACGGUUAUCCUUCUCCUCCAAGCCCAUUGCAUUCAACUCGGAGGAUGAUUGUGACACUAUAACCACCGUAAUGAAGUGGAAAACAGUGGUGGUGAUUUUCCUGCUGGUUGUUCUGUACCUGAUCAUUGGAGCCACAGUCUUCAAAGUCCUGGAACAGCCACAGGAGAGCUCGCAGAAGUACCUCAUCGCAAAUGAGAAAAUUGACUUCCUCUCCAGACAUGCCUGUGUCAACGUGUCUGAGCUGGAGGACCUGGUCAAGAAAGUGGUGGUAGCUAUCCGUGCAGGGGUGAAUCCCUCAGGUAACCUGUCCUAUGAGAGCAGUAUGUGGGACCUCAGCAGCUCCUUCUUCUUUGCAGGGACUGUCAUCACCACUAUAGGGUUUGGAAACGUCUCUCCACACACAAAGGGUGGCAGGAUCUUUUGCAUUAUCUAUGCCCUCCUGGGGAUUCCACUCUUUGGGUUCCUCUUGGCUGGAGUGGGCGAUCAGCUGGGAACCAUAUUCGGCAAAGGAAUUGCCAAAGUGGAAAAGAUGUUUGUGAAAUGGAACGUGAGCCAAACUAAAAUCCGUGUGACAUCCACAGUCCUGUUCAUCCUGUUUGGGUGCCUGCUGUUUGUGGCCAUCCCCGCCCUCAUCUUCCAGCACAUUGAAGACUGGAGUGCUUUGGAAGCUAUCUACUUUGUUGUCAUCACAUUAACCACUAUUGGAUUUGGGGACUUUGUGGCAGGAGGGUCUGAGAUUGAGUAUCUGGAAUAUUAUAAGCCAAUUGUGUGGUUCUGGAUCCUGGUGGGUCUAGCCUACUUCGCUGCAGUUCUCAGUAUGAUUGGUGACUGGCUUCGAGUCAUCUCCAAGAAAACCAAAGAGGAGGUUGGAGAGUUCCGUGCUCACGCUGCAGAAUGGACGGCCAACGUGUCAGCAGAAUUCAAAGAAACAAGGCGCCGUCUAAGCGUGGAAAUUUAUGACAAAUUUCAGCGGGCGUCAUACAUCAAACGCAAGCUGUCAUCAGAGAUAGAUCAAAAUCCAGGUCAGGACAUGAUGCCAUGCAAGAGGACCUUGUCCGUUAACUUCACAGAUGAACUGGAGAAAGAACCACCCCCGACUCUGACCAAAAACGGCAGCCUCUACCUGAACGGUCUUACCCCAGACUGCCCUGAUUGGGGCGAGAUCUCCAUUAUUGAACAUCUCAAAUAAGGUUGAAGAACUUGAGCCUCAGAUGCCCAUAGAAACAGAAAUAUAUAUAUACUGUAUAUAUAUAUAUAUGGGUCUACAUCUAUGCAUGAGUUCAAAGUUAUAUCAAAAACUUUCAUAUCUAGGCCUUUCUUUACUGGAUGUUUUGUGCUAUUAUCACCAUUAUCGAUGUAUUAGAAUCAUUGAAAUGGUGACUUUAUGCCUUGUACCUUGUAUAAUUAAUCUAUCUACAUUUUGUUGGGAUUAGGAUACUAUUCGAUGAAGUCAAUAUUCUUUAUCAAAACAUGACAAAACAGCUUUUAUUAUCAAGUGAAUCAUAUUUGUGCCUUAUUUGCCAUGAUGAACAGACUUUCAAGAAGCUGCUUCAUGUCGAGUUAUAAAGAAAAAUGAAUAUUACUGUUUUUAAUGAACCACAUCUCCAGCUCUUACAUCAUCUUAUCCAAACACAGAAAAAUGUAUUUGGUUUUAUGAUGUGUAUUCCACACCCAGCAUAUGCGAGUGUAUGUUUUACAGGGUACCAGGCAAAAAUGGGUGAGCGUUUAUGAUAUUGACACAGCUUUUCUCUGUCUCACCUAAUUUUAUUUCCGUUUUCAGUGGGAUGUGCCACCAACAGCAUGAUUUUGUAAUCAAAAUCUUUUUCCAAUGCAAAAUCAAGACAUUUUUAUGAUAUUCCUGAAAUAUGAAUAAAAUGAGAUUUUAGAUUCUGAUUUUAUAUGUAUUUGGAAUGAGAAACAUUAUGAUCAUAUGAUCACCAUAAAUGAAUUAGCUUGACAAUAAGUUUAUACCUGCUGGAUAAAGAAAGUUGCAUGUCAGUGCAAUAUGUAAAUACAUUUCUAGUAGCCUCCACAUGGUUUCAGUUUACUGUAACAUAGUUAUAUUCAAAUUUAACUUGACUUUGGAAACAGGUAAAAAGAAGAAAGGCCAAAUAGAAAUGUGUGUUUUUCUUCACUGGAGAAACAAGCUAUGACUUUUCAGACUGUUCAUUAUCAAUUUAUUUGAUCAUAAACUGCUAUUUUAUCAUAUGGUUUUAAUAAUAGCAUACAUACAUCGUGCUGUUUUGACUUUGAAAGAGUACAUUUUGUGCUCGAACAUUGUUUUAUUGUUUUUAGAUUACAAAAGAUUUAUUUUUGACACUUGCAUUAAAUGAAAUAUGAAUUACAGCAUCAAAACCUAAUAGUGCAUACUUUAGUGCAUACGUGUGCAUAUUCAAACACAGUUUCAACAGUGAUGAGUUAGAAUGGAAAACUUGAGUAAAGUUUUUCAAAGCAAAAAUAUUCUGUUUGUUGAAAAAAUACAUAUGCAUUGCAGUGUGAUGCCAACAUUUUUAUUGAUUUUUUUUUUACACAAUUUUCAUUGCCUUGAUUACUAUCUUUAUAUGCAUGCAGGAUACUAACUUUAUUUGGUAGAUGUCAACUGACAGAAAAGUAGUGCCAUUCUUAUUGUAGAAACAUUGUAAAAUCAUGUUGCCUUUACUCUGACUACACCACUUAGUACUUUACAUCCACUUCAAGGAAUAGUUCAGCCAAAAAUGAAAAUUCCCUCUUCAUUUAUUGAAAAUCCACUCUUAAAUUAUAUGAACAAAGAAGGUCAUUCACAUUUGGAUAGCCUGAGGACAUUUUCAUUUUUGGCAAAUUAUCCUUUAAGCUAACUUUUCUUGAAACUGCUAAAAGUCUUAUAAUGGUUAUUAAGCUUGGUUUCCUUGUUAUGCUAACAUUUUAAUAUUUUCAACCGCAUUUGUACAUUAUUUGUGAUGUUUCUAUAUCAAAACAAGCAUAUAAACAAGUGAUUGAGGACAUUGUUUUUAUGUCUAGAAAAAAAAUGCCACAUUGAGAAUUUCUGUGGAAAAUCCAAUCUUCCUUGCAAGACUGCUGCAGAUCUAUAGACUGCAUGUGGGAAAGUGGGCUGCUGGAUUGAGCCCUUGUGGGAAAGAGCGAUACCACACUAAACAAGUGCCCUUACAAAAACCCCAAACGCAAAUCCCACUAUCAGACAUUCCCCCAUAACUCUGU